Messenger RNA from Theileria orientalis strain Shintoku, 1605 nucleotides. RefSeq lists its product as hypothetical. The record is from RefSeq and is a predicted model, not a curated record. NCBI's taxonomy places the organism in Eukaryota, Apicomplexa, Aconoidasida, Piroplasmida, Theileriidae. The transcript has a single exon. Bases 1 to 1605 code for a protein of 534 amino acids.
AUGGGAGCUCGUCAAUCCUAUCUCUACAUUUAUUUAAAGAAUACUGAAAGAUCAUAUUCCCAUGAUGGAUACAAAGUAACUCAUUCCAUAGAAUCAGUCGACAAUUGUAAGAACUUUGAAGUUGUUACACAUAAAAUAGAAUAUAACCCAGGGGAUGGUACUAAUUUCGAUAUUUACCUAUACGAAACUGAAGACAAAAAUCCUAACGCUUACUAUUUUUUCGCCUAUUGUUCUCCUGGCAUCAAAACACAUGUUGCCAAAGAGGUCAAAGUAUAUUAUUCAAUUUUAGGUCCUCAUAUUCCUUUGAUGAUUUCUUUUGUUAGAGAUAAAGACACCAUUAACUGUGACGUUGACAAAUUAAGAAGAGACAGAUGGAAUUGGGCCGCUUAUAUAACUGAUUAUUCCCUUGGGACUGAUCUUAAAAAACCUUUGGAAGAUGCGUUCAAGAAGACAUUUUGGAACAGAACAAUAGAAUUUGAGCAAGGAAGUAAGCCAACUUCAAAUGUUAUAGUAUUUCCUCAACGAAUUGAUGAUAAAAAUUACAGAAUUAUCUUUAUACCAAAUAAGGGAGAUCCAGUUUUGAAUGUUAACUGUUUAUUUAGUUUUGAUACUACAUUUAAAUCUGAAUAUAAAUCGUAUGAAGUUCAAGCUGGUUGUAAAAAUACUAUAUCCAAUGCUAAAAAUCAGAUUGAUUCUUAUUUUCUGGAAUCGCUUAAAAAAGUAGUAUAUUAUAAUGGCAUCAUUGUAUACUAUGCUCGAGACAAAGAACAACAAGGUGACCUCAGACUUGAAGAAAACCACUAUGACAAUACUGCUUUACUUGUAGAGUUUGUUAAUUCAUGUGAAACCGUAUCCUUUAAGAGAAAAAAUAAAAACUGUUCAUGGUGGGUUGAAGAAACAUUUAACUACAAGAACUUUAAAGAUUUGCCUGGUCAGUUAGAUACAAUAUCCAAAGAAGCCAAAGAAGAAGUAAACGCAGUCAUUAUUGAAAAAACUUCUAGAUACCAUGGUGUUUCAGAAUUUAAACAAGAUAAACAACCAGCUUAUAUGAAAUACACACACGAAUUUGGAACAGCUAACACGACAGUCCUCCUCUCUAAUAGAACAAAGUUAGACGUUGGUCCAUUCAAAAAUUUAGGCAUUAAAGCAAAGCAUGUUGAGGUAUGUUAUUUAAAAGUUGGUGAUAAUAACGAUACACAACCGUUUUUAAUAGCAUUGUAUGAAAAUGAAUCGAAACUCGCCAAAGUUUGCCACUUUAACAAUAAGGACAAAUUUGAUGAUUGGAUUGAAUUGGAACCAAUGGACAAAUUAGAGGAAAAAUUAAAAAAAAUAUCGGAAAGUGGAUCUUGUUCUACUCAUGUAUUUUGGCUUAGAAAGGUGGCCUUUUAUUUUUUAACAACCGGUGAGCCUCCCCCUGAAGCUCCACCAAAAGAACCUGUUCCACCAGAAAGACCACCCGUAGAUUCUCCGACACCACCGCCACCUCCAGGACGAAAUUGGUGGUUGAUCAUAGGAUGUAGUGUAGGAGGGUUCCUCUUACUAGUGGCUUUGGUUGUUGGUUAUGGUAUCUAUUGGUACAACACAACCAUCAAACUCUUGACAUAG